Messenger RNA from Saccharomycodes ludwigii, 1545 nucleotides. RefSeq lists its product as uncharacterized. The record is from RefSeq and is a predicted model, not a curated record. NCBI's taxonomy places the organism in Eukaryota, Fungi, Ascomycota, Saccharomycetes, Saccharomycodales, Saccharomycodaceae. The transcript has a single exon. The coding region runs from base 1 to 1545 and encodes 514 amino acids.
AUGUCAAUGAAUAGGAAAAAAAUUAAUUAUAACACUGAACUUAUAUACCAAUCUUCUCUACGUGUUAAUAACAAUGGUGUUACAACUAAAAACACGUUGGCCGAUAGCUAUCCCAAUAUAGAUGUGUCGGUAAUUGCGCCAAUUUUAGAAAGCUUUCAGGCUUGGUUAUUAAAAAUACCAGAUAAUAUAUUGAAAAAUAAUACAGAACACAAUUCUACGUUUAAUGCUAUUGAUGAAAAACUAGCCAAGAUCAAAAAGGCUAGAAGUAUUAUAUCAUUAUAUAAAUUAGUUGAAUAUCCUCAGUUAUUGGAAUUCUUGAUUGACAAGUAUUUAUUAAAAGAAAAAACUGCCUCUACAUUUAAUAUCACCAUUAACAACAGGCUAGAACAAACUUGGAGCAAUAUUUAUGGAAAACUAAUGAGGUUUAUUAGCUCAAAUAAGUUGCUCAAACAUAGUGUCAAAAGCACAUUGAUUGAAAAACUAAAAUUUGGUUUCCAUGGAAGCUACUGCGCUUGCGAUUUACAAGAGAACAACGGCCCCAUUUUGUAUUUGUAUAGAGAGAAGCUGAAACACCUUCGACAGCUAAUAGAGCUAGAUAGUGACAAUCAUGAUACUAAUUCCAGUAGUUAUCAAAAAAAAAGACAAAUGCUAACAUUUACAUUGAACAAAAUAUACAUUUUACAAUUAGAAUUUUUGGCAUUUUUUUUAAGUCCUCUUUUUUAUAAAUUUGUGCCCGAAUUUAAGGCUCAGUUUUUAUUAUUGAACCGGGUGGAUAAAAACCGUUUGUAUAAGAUGUGUAACAAUUUUGAGUUGAACAACGUUAAGGUUGGUAGUGAAGAUAACAUUUAUUGGAAAAUUUAUGAGUUAAAGUGGAAUGUUUUCUAUAUACAGAAAAUCCAUAUCGAAACAGUGCAUGCUUGGCAAUUGAAAUACAAUAACUUAGAACAAGAAUUUAAAAACUAUAAAGAAAAAUAUAAAAUGGAUACAAUUGGAACUGUUGGGGAAGUGCAGAAAUAUGUAAAUGAUGAAAACAAAGAAGAAGGACAACCAAAAGAGACACAUUGCAAUGAUAUUUUUUUUGAUGAUGUAAACUGUAGUUGCAAUAGCAGUAUGAUUAGUAGGGAAGAUAUCAACAAUUUAAACUAUGAAUUCACGAAUAUUGAACUUUUAAACCAUAACGAACAAAAAUUCGAAGCUCAAAAGUUAACAGAGGUUAGUAACGUGCCAUUGAUAAAAGAUCCAUUUCAACCUCACGUUGGAAGUUUUUUGUCAUUAACACCUAAUUAUGUCUAUGAUUCAUUUGUUACUAAUGAAGACGAUCCUAGAAACCAUAGUUAUAUAUACCCUCCUCUGGAUAUGAAUACUUGUGAUCGUAAUUUUCCCUUUACUGUUGCUAAUAAUUAUUUGAAUACUUUAGGAACUAUUCCUGAGAUACGCUACGAUAGUACUGAUGCUGAAACUUCAGUUACUGACUUAAAAAAUGUGAUACAGGGGUUAAAAUGGGAAAUUAAUUGGCUAACGAGUUUAAUGAAUAACAGGUGUUAA